AUGUACUCUCAUGCCUACAAAGAGUAUUGGCUGAUUUUGCAGUAUUCCCUUGCUCUUACGGGAACGCAAAUGGAUGCCAUCUAUCACACUUCUAUCGUACUGAACGGUGUUGAGUACUAUUUCGGCCAAGGAAUCCAGACUUCCGUCCCGGGGAGUACUCAUCAUGGACAGCCAAUGGAAGUCGUGAAAUUGGGUACUACUGAGCUCCCAAGCGAUGUUGUUGAAGAGUACAUCGGCUCUUUGGCCACCAUUUAUACGCCAGAGUCAUAUGACCUCUUCCUUCACAACUGCAACAACUUUACCCAGGACUUGUCAAUGUUCCUUGUUGGCAAAAGUAUCCCAGAGCACAUCAUCAAUCUGCCUCAAACUUUCCUUGAAACGCCUUUCGGGCAGAUGAUGAAACCUCAAAUUGAGUCGGCUCUGAAAGGUGUCACUCAAGGCACCGGAUCAAGUCCUAUCCCUCGUGCCCAUGCCCAACCUGCUCCUGCUCCCUCCGUACAGAAGCCCACUGUAUCCACAGGGGGCACAGUCCGCGUGGUGAGCAACCUCAGUCAACUAGACAAUGAGCUCAGAAACGCGUCAAAUUCCUGUGCGGUCAUAUUUUUCACAUCGUCUACAUGCCCUCCCUGCAAGGCUGUCUACCCAACCUAUGAUGAACUCGCAGCCGAGGCCGGGGAGCGAGGUACGUUGAUCAAGGUUGAUAUCAGCAUAGCUUAUGAUGUGAGCAUGAAAUACAAUGUGCGCGCAACACCCACUUUCAUGACUUUCGUGAGAGGCGAGAAGCUUGAUGAGUGGAGUGGAGCCUCUCCGGCUCAGUUGACUGGUAAUGUGCGCAUGCUGCUUGAGAUGGCAUACCCAGCGCACCCUCAUCGUCAGCUACGCCUCCCAAGCCUCCAGCGGGAGAUUACCAACUUUGUCACCUACAAGAAGAGCCCACCACUUGACAAGCUCCUCCAAAAACUGCCAGUUGCAUUUAAGGAGGGUCGAGGAGUCAGGGAAGUGAUCGAAUUUGUCAGACUUCGUCAGUCUUCAGAGAACACGCCUAUAGCGGAUAUCAGAGUCCCUGACUUGCACGCUUUCGCCACUACACUGAACUCGGUAUACACAACACUCCCCAUUGAUAGCCACUUUGCAGUGGUCGAUUUGUUCCGGCUUUUGCUGCUUGAUCCCCGGGCCAGUGGCUACUUCGCUGAAGAGGCAGAGCACGCGACUCUGCUCACCCUCCUCACACCUCUAGCACAAGAUGAAACAUCAUCAUCGCCUUACAAUCUUCGCAUCGUUGCCCUCCAACUCACUUGCAAUCUCUUCAGCUCACCGCUAUACCCAGCGCAACUUGCUACUUCGUCUUCUUCCCUCCGCACGACGUGCCUCAGCUUCGCCACCAAUUCCCUCCUAGACUCACAUGCCAAUCUUCGUGUUGUUGCUGCCUCCUUUGCAUACAACCUUGCUGCCUUCAACCACAAUUCCCGCUUCACUGGGAAGGCUGAUCCCUUACCUGAGGAAGAUCAGGUUGAAUUGAGUGCAUCCUUGCUUGAGGCUAUUUCGCGUGAGGAUCAGAGCCCCGAUGCGUUACAUGGCUUGCUUUAUGCUCUGGGGCUCAUUGUUUAUGAAGCACCACUGGAUGGGGCUCUCGUCGAUCUUUGUCGUGCGAUGGGUGUUGCGGAGACUCUUUCUGGGAAGAUGAAUGUUCCAGCUGUGCAAAAGGAACCUCUCCUCAAAGAGCUGAGUGGAGAACUGUUCACCAAGGGGCUGUAA
Messenger RNA from Penicillium olsonii, 1755 nucleotides. The record is from the annotation of a GenBank genome assembly. NCBI's taxonomy places the organism in Eukaryota, Fungi, Ascomycota, Eurotiomycetes, Eurotiales, Aspergillaceae.